CUCUAUGUGGGCUACACCCACGUGUCUGAUCACAAACACUACUGGAGCGACGUCCUUGCUGGCCUCCUGCAUGGGGCGCUGGUGGCUGGCCUCACUGUCCACUACAUCUCAGACUUCUUCAAAGCCCGAUCCCCACAGCACUGCCUGAAGGAGGAGGAGCUGGAAUGGAAGCCCAGCCUGUCACUGACAGUGGCCCUGGGCGAGGCUGACCACAGCCAAUAUGGAUACCCGCACUCCUCCUCCUGA
This is a messenger RNA of Sapajus apella (tufted capuchin), 246 nucleotides long. Its product is annotated as phospholipid phosphatase 2-like. The annotation marks the transcript as partial. The transcript has 2 exons. Lineage: Eukaryota; Metazoa; Chordata; Mammalia; Primates; Cebidae. The record is from RefSeq and is a predicted model, not a curated record.